Messenger RNA from Abrus precatorius (Indian licorice), 5081 nucleotides. RefSeq names its product FACT complex subunit SPT16-like. Gene Ontology annotation, molecular function: nucleosome binding. The record is from RefSeq and is a predicted model, not a curated record. NCBI's taxonomy places the organism in Eukaryota, Viridiplantae, Streptophyta, Magnoliopsida, Fabales, Fabaceae. Gene Ontology annotation, biological process: transcription elongation by RNA polymerase II; positive regulation of transcription elongation by RNA polymerase II. The transcript is spliced from 4 exons. Gene Ontology annotation, cellular component: FACT complex. The coding region runs from base 355 to 3552 and encodes 1065 amino acids.
AUCCUUUACAUUAGUGCCUGGGCUUUCUAUGAUGGUCGAUGCUCCAUCUUCCCCACAAUUCACCGCACAGAGUAUAUGGUACGAAUUGAAACUUCGAUCUUGGAACCGUGCCCAAUUUCGCCCCGAAUUCAUUGAAGGGAAAAAAUAAAAAAGAAGAGCUUUGGCACACCCCAGCUGCAAAUCGACCGAAAAGGUAAACUUAUAUGUCAAAAAGAUAGGCAUUUCAUGAUUUUUGGACUGCUCUUGCUAUGCAUUGGUGUCUAGCUUUUGAAAUGCUGUGAAAAGUUCAAUCUUCUAUUGCUCUCAAAAUUGAAGUCUUCCACCAACUAUUCAUUGCACGAGUGGUAGCAAAUUAUGGCAGAACGUCGAAAUGGAAGUACACAACCUCCCAAUGGAAAGGCCAGUGCAGCAGGGACUGCAUAUUCAAUUAAUCUGAAUGUAUUUCAAUCCCGAUUGAAGACUUUUUAUUCACAUUGGGAUGAACACAAAGCAGAUCUGUGGGGCUCUUCUGAUGCAAUUGCAAUUGCAUGCCCUCCACCUUCAGAAGACCUGCGAUACCUGAAAUCUACUGCUCUUAACUUAUGGCUGCUUGGAUUUGAGUUCCCUGAGACAAUUAUGGUUUUCAUGAAGCAGCAGAUCCAUAUCUUGUGCAGCCAAAAAAAAGCAUCUAUUCUGGAAUCUGUCAAAAAGCCUGCUAGAGAGGCAGUUGGUGCAGAUUUUGUUUUGCAUGUCAAACCUAAAAAUGAUGAUGGAACUGCUCUAAUGGAUGCUAUAUUCCGUGCCAUCCGUGCUCAGUCUAAGUCCGACGGUCGUGAUUCUUCCACUGUUGGACACGUACCAAGAGAGGCUCCUGAAGGGAAACUGCUUGAAGCAUGGACUGAUAAAUUAAAGAAUACAGGAUUUCAUCUGAGUGAUGUGGCCAAUGGGUUGUCCACAUUGUUUGCUGGAAAAAGUAGUGAGGAGCUUACAUCAAUUAAGAAAGCAGCAUACUUGACAUCCAGUGUGAUGAAAAAUUUUGUUGUUUCAAAACUUGAGAAUGUAAUUGAUGAGGAGAAGAAAGUCUCUCAUUCAACAUUGAUGGAGGAGACGGAGAAAGUUAUACUGGAACCUUCCAAAAUCAACGUUAAGCUGAAGGCAGAGAAUGUUGACAUUUGUUACCCCCCAAUUUUUCAGAGUGGUGCAGUGUUUGAUCUAAGACCUAGUGCUGUCAGCAAUGAUGAGUUACUGCAUUAUGAUUCUGCCAGUGUGAUUAUAUGUGCAGUUGGAGCCCGGUAUAACAGUUACUGUUCAAACAUAGCUAGAACCUUCUUGAUUGAUGCUGAACGUAUUCAAAGUAGGGCUUAUGAGGUUCUUCUGAAAGCCCAAGAAGCUGUCAUUGGAUCAUUGAAGCCUGGAAACAGGUUGAGUACUGCAUACCAAGCUGCAGCUUCUGUCGUGGAAAGGGAUGCUCCAGACUUGAUUUCAUAUUUGACAAAAUCUGCCGGGACAGGCAUCGGCAUUGAGUUUCGCGAGUCAGGAUUGAAUAUUAAUGCAAAAAAUGAACAGAUAAUUAAAGAAGGCAUGGUCUUUAACGUGUCAAUUGGUUUUCAGAAUUUGCAGUGUGAGAAUAGUAAGUCUAAGAACAAGCAAUUCUCUCUGUUGCUUGCUGACACAAUCAUCAUCAACAAAGAUAAAACCGAAGUUGUAACUUCUAUGAGCUCAAAAGCUCUGAAGGAUGUGGCAUAUUCUUUUAAUGAGGAUGAUGAGGAGGAAAGACCAAGCACAAAAGCAGGUGCCAAUAGCGCAGUUAUGUCUAAGACAACUCUAAGGUCAGACAAUCAUGAAAUUUCAAAGGAGGAACUUCGAAGACAGCAUCAGGCAGAACUUGCUCGUCAGAAAAAUGAAGAAACUGCAAGGAGACUUGCUGGUGGUGGUAGUGAGAAAGGAGAUAAUCGUUCCUCUGCAAGGGCUUCAACAGAACUGGUGGCGUACAAGAACAUAAAUGACCUUCCCCCUCCCAGAGAGAUGAUGAUUCAAAUUGAUCAGAAAAAUGAAGCAGUUCUCUUGCCUAUAAAUGGAAGCAUGGUACCUUUUCAUGUGGCUUUCAUUCGAACUGUUUCCAGCCAGCAGGACACCAACCGCAAUUGCUAUGUGAGAAUUAUUUUCAAUGUUCCUGGAACCCCUUUCAGUACUCAUGAUGCGAACUCGGUUAAAUUCCCGGGAUCUAUAUAUUUGAAGGAGGCUUCAUUCCGUUCCAAGGAUUCAAGACACAUUAGUGAGGUUGUGCAGUCCAUUAAAACACUCCGAAGACAAGUUGUAGCGAGGGAGUCUGAGAGAGCUGAGAGGGCAACCUUGGUUACUCAGGAGAAACUGCAGCUUGCUAAUAAUAGAUUUAAGCCAAUAAGGUUGUCAGACCUUUGGAUCCGUCCUGCUUUUGGUGGGCGUGGAAGGAAGAUACCCGGUACCCUUGAGGCUCAUGUGAAUGGAUUUCGUUACUCUACCACCAGGCAAGAUGAGCGCGUAGACAUAAUGUUUGGGAAUGUUAAGCAUGCAUUUUUUCAGCCAGCUGAAAAUGAAAUGAUCACUCUCCUGCACUUCCAUCUGCACAACCAUAUCAUGGUUGGAAAUAAGAAGACCAAGGAUGUUCAAUUUUAUGUUGAGGUUAUGGACAUGGUCCAGAACGUUGGAGGUGGAAAGAGAUCAGCCUAUGACCCUGAUGAGCUUGAAGAAGAACAGCGAGAGAGAGACAGAAAGAACAAAAUUAAUGUAGAGUUUCAAAGCUUUGUGAAUCGCGUGAAUGAUCUAUGGGGACAACCACAAUUCAAUGGCCUUGACUUGGAGUUUGAUCAACCUCUUAGAGAGCUUGGGUUUCCUGGGGUGCCUCAUAAAUCUUCUGUAUUUAUUGUCCCUACUUCAGCCUGCCUUGUUGAACUGAUAGAGACCCCUUUCCUUGUUGUGACACUUGGUGAGAUUGAGAUUGUGAAUCUAGAGAGAGUUGGACUUGGGCAGAAGAACUUUGAUAUGACAAUUGUAUUUAAGGACUUCAAGCGGGAUGUCCUCAGGAUUGAUUCUAUCCCUUCUACAUCACUGGAUGGAAUCAAGGAGUGGCUUGACACAACCGACAUAAAGUAUUAUGAAAGCAGGCUGAAUCUUAACUGGCGUCAGAUCCUAAAGACAAUCACAGAUGACCCUCAGAGCUUUAUUGAAGGUGGUGGUUGGGAGUUUCUGAAUUUGGAAGCUACUGAUUCUGAGUCUGAGAACUCAGAGGAGUCGGACAAAGGUUAUGAACCAUCCGAUGUGGAACCUGAAUCAGAUUCAGAAGAUGAUGCUUCUGACAGUGAAUCACUUGUUGAGUCGGAGGAUGACGACGAAGAGGAUGAUUCUGAGGAGGAUUCAGAGGAAGAGAAAGGAAAGACAUGGGAGGAACUGGAGAGGGAAGCAAGCAAUGCAGAUAGGGAGAAAGGGAAUGAAUCUGACAGCGAAGAAGAUAGGAAAAGAAGGAAGGCAAAGAGCUUUGGUAAGUCACGAGCCAGUCUUAGUAGUAGCAUGCCAAAGCGGGCCAAGUUAAGAUAGAUUUUGGUUUUCAUUGUUAGCCAAAUUAUGGUUUAGUACAGUUGCUUUUUGUUUCCGCAGAUAGCAGCUUUUGUGUUUGGAGGAGCGGCCUUUGCCCUCUUAAUAUCGUUGUAACUUGAGCUUUCCCUUCCAUAAUAUAGUCCACACUGGAUAAGAAUCCUUGAAUCCAAUGCAUGUCGUUAAGAGUUGUUUUAUUCCUCUCUUUUCACUGUUGCUUGUGUGUUUUUUUUUUUCCUCCACUCUUCCAUGCCAGCUAUUAGACCUAACUUGUUUUACUCCAAUUUGUUUCUAGUUAAAAUUUCAGAGCAUCAUUUUUUUUUAUUCUCAACUGUAUUUUUCAAUUUGAGCACUGAUAAAAAGAAUUGAAAUUAACAAAAGUUGGCAAACAACAAUAAAUGCAUUCUUUCUUUGUAUUUUGUUAGUGCUUUUGGAGUUCAACUCAAGCCUCAUCCACUUUGUUGGGGUGAUUGAACCCAGGUGUUGCCUUAAUCAGAUGUUAAUAAUCAUUCUGACUUUUACGUCCGCCCUUACGAUUUAAAUCCGUUAUUAUGCAGACUGUGUCUGUGGAACUGGGGAAAACAAAUAAGGCAAAGUGGUAUUAACACCAUUUCUUUUGAUAUCCGGUUCGUGUAAAUAUUUUCGCACUAUUCAAUCAAACACAAUGUGUUCACAGAUCAUUAAAAAUUAACUUCUGUGACAAUCUCUGUCCUGAUACUUUUUUGUUGUUGUUGAAUUAAUGUUAUUUUGAGCGUAAAAAACUCAUUGACAUUGCUCAAAAUCAUUCCUUAACACCUAAGUAGAUAGAAAAAAAAUUGCUUUCGGUUUGUCUUUAUUUUAACAGCGCCUUGUAAUAGCACAUAUUGAGAGAAUUAUAAGGAGUUAUGUUUUUAUUUUUUUUUAUUUUAUUAUUCAAGUUAUACUCAGGUAGAGAGUAGUCAAAAUGGGCUGAUUGGGCUGAUUAAUUUAUAUGCUCAACUGAACAAAGUCUUUUUUUUUUUCACGAAUAAACUUAUGUUUUGUAAUAUAGAUGAUGCUACCGAUUAAAAUUAAAGUUUUAUUUUAAUAAAAUUUUGUAUUUAAUACUACCAUGUUAUUGAAGUAAAUCGCUAAUUUUAAUUAAUAAAUAACAUUAAUAACAUUUAUAGAACUACGCUUAAGAUUUGUCACUAUUUUUUCCUAAUAACAUUAUCUCUUUCUUCCAUAAACAAAGUUUUGAAAUGUUAGUCACUUCUAAAAAUAAAAUUUUGGAACCGGAAGGGUGGUGCCAAAGAAACCAUAAUAUAUAAACUGAAACAACAAAACACAAGUUAUUGUAAAAAACUGCCUGUUUAGUUUCUUAAUUUAUUAAUUAGAUAAAAUUACGUUUCUCUUUUUCUUAAUUUAUUCUUUUUAACUUCAUAAAAUCAGAGUUAUUUUGAUGAGUCAAUGAGCCGAGAAGCACGUUCCAUACCUUGCAUUGGGUGUUUGGGUGACUAAACUGACCAAAUGUCAAUCCAAAACAUAGUGAGCUUGUUUUAACCCUAAACUAC